AUGCACACAAACAAAGAAAUAGAAGUAAAUCGCUGUCCUGGAGAUACCAAACUUUCGACAAAAUGGCAGUCAACGGGGGACAGCACAAAGGAGCACUACUUCUGGCCCUUUGCACAGAUCAUCAACUACUCUGGGAAAACCUGGAACACCAGAUACGGCUAUUUGAUUACUCAAAGAGAGCUGGUUGUUUUGCGCAUCUCUAGAGCAGUCAUUGGGUCAGGGAUCGCCCAAACUAGGUCUUCACGUACUCCCGUGCAAACACCCGCAGGAGAGCAUGAGGGUACCUAUAGCCCCCUUUUUGUGCCGCCGUCCAGCCCUGUAGCUCGACAGUCAACAACCAAUGACCGCCUCCCGAUUGGGCUGAUCGACGAGGAUAGACCAGGCACCCAUCGUCAUGGUGGUGAACGCGAUCGAGAGAUAUAUCUAGGUAGUCAUGCUCAAAGCAAUGGAUCCUCGCUUCAAGGCCCACAGCAACAUCAUCGCAGUAGUGACGUCAACCGGGCUGGACAGCGCAAGCAGCCAUCAACCGGGUCAAACGAACGCAAAAGGCGACCGUACAAGCGACAAAGACUUGAAGAAACAACAUCUUCGCCAACUAGGAAUUCUUGCGACGCCCUCCGUAUUCACUUUUUGUCGUUGCCAACAAACGCGCGCUUAGAGUUUCUCUCCUGGUUAUUUGAAGGUUCACUCCCACAAUGCACAUUUGGACCUGAAAUCACCGCCAGCAUCACACCUGCAAAGAGGAAAGUCAAUACAGGAGUCCGAAAACAAGUCCGCUGGGCCACGUCUCAAGGGAAUGCAGGAAAUCUGGAUGACAGCGGCUCCCUUGAAAAAUCCAGGAAAGGGAUGCCAUGGUUACCAGAGGAGGAGAGUCUUUUGCUAGAAUUGAGGAAUACUCGGGGACUACCUUGGUCUGAUAUAACGAGGUUAUUUUCGGAUCAAUACCCUGGAAGGAGCCAGGGCUCCAUUCAGGUACAUUGGAGUACCAAGCUCAAGGGGAGGCAGUCAUGA
Coccidioides immitis RS is the source of this 1011-nucleotide messenger RNA. RefSeq lists its product as uncharacterized. The transcript has a single exon. The coding region runs from base 1 to 1011 and encodes 336 amino acids. NCBI's taxonomy places the organism in Eukaryota, Fungi, Ascomycota, Eurotiomycetes, Onygenales, Onygenaceae. The record is from RefSeq and is a predicted model, not a curated record.